AUCAACAAUACAAGAUGUUUCGAUACUUUUUUUCUAAACGUAAUAUUAAACUCAAAAGAGUUCAAAUGUGAGAUACUGACAAGUUUUAACUUAUAUUGCAUCAAUGCGGAGUACCGCUAUACACGGGAAAAAAGCAGACAGUACAUGCACAUAUUAUGUUCAUAUCACGUUAUGCAAUGGAAACAGCUAUAUAGACUAGAAUGAAGAGCACGGAAUAAAAGAUCUUGAAUGACGUCUUCGGUGUCGAUGUGAUGGCAGAUACCACCUUAUGAGAUUUUCACUGCACGAAAGCCAGACAAGACUGCGAGAGGAAUACCAGAAAUCCAGCAGCCAAAUGAACGGAUCAUUUGCCUCGUGGCACUGUCUCUUCUUGGCGAGUUUCUUCGCCGCUAUGUUCUACAGUGCUAGAUCGGGCAACAGCGUGUUAACCGAUUGUGGGGGCGUGUUCACGGCACCACAAGGCGUUCUCUCAACACCUAACUUCCCCGAUCCCUACCCGUGGCCCAUCUCUUGUGAAUGGCUUAUUCACGCGCCUCCUAACAAACAGAUUAUAAUCUACUUCACACAGUUUUACAUGAAAGACUCGGUAUUCGUAUCAAGAUAUGAUGCCUACAAAAGUAUAACUACGCACGUUGGUCAAGAGAAUUUGGGUGAAAUCCUUUGGGAAUAUGACCUUUCCAUUCCUCUAGUAACCCAUAAACCGUACCUCCUCUUGCGUAUGGACGUUGAUUUUAUAGGUAACCGUCACAUCAGAGUCAUCGACCAUCUUCUAGAGGUGUUUGGCUUCAACAUUACGUACGAGAUCAUUGACUACACUGCCCCAGUAAAGCAGACCUGCUCAGUGAAGGGUUGCUCCUACCUCGGCAAAUGCCUGGCGGUGCAAGAUUUCAGUGACUUCUACUGUGAGUGUUUUGAUGAGAAGUUCUUCGGGGACGAAUGCCAGUACGGGCCACACUGCGACCCAAACAAUAACUUAAAUCUGUGUCUGAACGGAGGAAAAUGCAGGUAUUUCUUCGGAUCGUUGGUGAACCAGUGCGAGUGUCCUCAAGGAUUCGAGGGAGCCUACUGUGAGAUAGAGACAGGAAAGAUGGUCGCCAACUUCUCCCGACCGCGAUCAGAACCGAAAGAAUGUGCAAGAUUGAACUGCACCGAAAUGUGUUCAACGGAUGACAACGACAUCGCUCACUGCGUCUGCCUGAGAGACGGUUACGUAGUUGAAGACGUCAACAGUCAAUGUGAAGCCGAACGGUACAGGUUUGAUGUACGUAUGCCACUGGAGGCUGGCCCGGCCAUUAUAUUCUCAGAAAUGGACGCUACCAUUGACAAUGUCAAGCAAACGUUGCAGAACCAUUUCCCGGAGUCUGGGGUGACGUAUCCUUUCAAGCUCAAAGUACAUGGAAUCCGAGGGAUGACGGAGCCCGUCCUAAAGUUCACGCUUUAUUUCUGGACGUCAGAGGUGGAAGUGGUUAGGAAGGCUGUUGAACGAUUCCGCAUCCAGGCGAACAUAUCUAAUAUUCGCUUCCUGGAUGUCCCCGCAGUCCUAGAUAUCAACCCCGAGCUUCAACUGAUGGAAGUGGUCAAUACUGAGAAGUACCCAACGUUGCGAGGAAAAAUGCUAACUCUAGUGUGCGCCGCAAAAGGAUCAAAGGACACGCAGUUUGAAUGGUACAAGGACGGGGUAAGGUUAAACACGUCCUUGACCUCUCGUGUUGCCUGGGAAACGGUUAUAAGCCACACAGCUCAUGAGAAACGGAUCUCAAAUCUACAUCUCGAUGUUGUCAUGCCGAUUGACCAAGGGAUAUUUACAUGCAAAGUUCGGGACUUUGACGAGGUGGCAUCAAAAAGCCUGGAAGUGACCGUAAACAACUACCCUCAAGUUCAAAUCGACCCCAUGUCGAUGAGUGUGCAGUCUGGUCGGCCUAUUACCAUCAAGUGUAUGUCUUUAGACGAUAGCUGGCAACAAUUCCUGUACGAAUGGUACAAGAACGGACUAACAAUCGACCCGAGCUCGCGUUCCGAGUACACCGAGGACAUGUACCCGACAGGUGUCCAACUUGUUGUCUCACGCAUCACCAUGACCACCGAAUACACUUGCAAAGUCACUAACGAAGCAGGCUCGGCAAAUGUGUCGUCAUACGUUUUUGUUGUAUCCGCUGAUGACAAUGCCCAUUACUGUCCGGAAGAGAAGUUUGGCCAAGUCACGUGGUCAAACACUUCCGGUGAAAACUUUGACGUUAAAAGAUGCCCUACAGAGUAUGGAGGCGAGUACCUGCUAGCAAGCUACAGAUUAGGAGUGGUUGAUGUUGGGAAUGCAAGAAGGGACUGUACCUGUGAUAUGUCUUCCCACAUAUGCAAAUGGGCUACUCCAAACUUUUCCAAAUGUCAGUCCCUCAUGCUCAUCAAGAUAUUCGACGAUCUUGUGUUGCUAAGGAGUGGCUACCAGGAGACGACGUUGUCUGCGAUAUUUAAUGAUUUGUACAGCUUUGCACUUACCAAGAAUAAAAAUGCGACCUUAUAUUCCGGGGACAUCGACAUGGUGGCCGGAAUACUGAAGGAACUCAUAACGCAUAUGAAUGCGUUUCCGAUACUCUGUGAAAACGAUGACAGAAUCAAAUCAAAGUCGGUGGUCGACGUACUUGGUGCGAUUCUUCGGCUAAGCGCUAAGGCCACAAUAGAAGAAAAGCAGGAUAUUAUGGUUGGCCCUAGUGUGAUCUGCUCCAUACAUUACCUCAUAUCCGGAGCCGUGACCCUCUUGGAGUACAAACCAACAGAGAGAAUUGUUAACCCAGAUAUUGAUCUACAACUACAGACACUACCCAGGGUUACAGAGACCAGAAAUGUUCACAGUAAACAGGAUACUAGCGCAGCCGACAGGCAGAUAGUUUACAUGGUGACAGCUAGGCAUUUAGCGGAGUUGCUGGUAUACCGAGACAUGUCCGCAACGGGGAUAAAAAGGAUGAAGUUUGAGAGCAUGUCACGUGUUUAUUCACUUGCGCCCCUGGUUAAUGAUAAUAUGGACCCGGAAACACCAACCGUGAGGCUGACGUUGUUUCAUGACACAAAAGGAAGAGUUACCAAGUACAACACAACGCGAUGCUUUCGGUGGCUAUUCGAUCCGUUAAACAUCUAUAGCGGUAGAUGGUCGCAGGAUGGUUGCGUUAUCAUUGAAAGUAGACUUAACAGUACCACGUGCGAGUGCAAACUUCCGGGGCAUUUUGUGGCAGGACUGAUACCAUCAAAUUAUUCGGAAAUACAAGUUGCUAAACCAGACCGCGAAAUUCUUCCAGAAUUCGUCGUGAGCUACAUACUUUCCAUCAUUAUUUUGCUGAUUUCGUUUAUUGCCUAUUUCAAGACAUAUGGUUUCCUAACGAGGGAUCUCUAUCUUGUCAACAUGGGGUUCUUCUUUGCAGUUUUGGCCAUAGCAUGCCUUAGUUUUACCUGUAUGCUCCAUCUGAGUGCCAGCCUGGUCGUCAUGGAAAUAUUUAGUCAUACCAUUUCUUUCCUAACGUUUGUUAUCUGGUCGGCUAUGCUUGUGGAAAUUAUACAUAUAUGCUUGAUAGCAUACAAAUCAACCAACAUACAGAUGACAAGUUGCAAAUUCGCAACAUUUAUUUUUGGAAUACCAGCCAUCUUGACUGCAUUCUUGAUAUUAGUUGCUCAGCUGGACAAAGGACGAUCUUGCCAUGUAAUAUGUUGGUUGUACGAUGGCACAAGGCAGUUUUACGUGUUUGUUUCCAUAAUUGUCGUUUAUAUCAUUGUCUAUGCUGUGUUCUAUUCGUUGUGUUUAAACAAAAUACUAAGAUGGAAGGAGGAAUCUAAAUUCACAGAAAGGAAAAUGCAUUUGAUAGCAAUUCUUAAAAAUGCAGCAUUGCUUGUAUCUGUGUGCUUCGCCAUGGGGUCAGCAAUCAGCUUGGAAUCUAACAGCCAUACAGCACAUCGGGUGAUCCAUACAAUACUCAUUAUAUUUUACAGCAUCAUGAUUUUCCUCGUCCGAUGUCUAUUAGAUAAGGAUGUCCAGUUAACAUUCAGGUCAAAAUGUGGCAGGGCCAAAACCGAACUGAGGGAGGAUCAAAUGAAAAACAAAGCGUUCCGUGCCUAUAUGAAACCAGAAUUUGUUUCGCACGUCGUUGUGAGCCAGGAACAGUACAACGUGUCUAAGUACUACGACGAGGUGAACAGGACCAAAUACACUGUCGAACGUAAACGGGAAUUGUCUGCCCUUCUUGGCAGCUCGGCGUCUUCCGCAGCCAUCACUGCUGAUACCAAUAGCACAACCGUUAGCUAUAACAGUAGUAGCGAUGGUUCUAAAGACAGCAAUGCGCCGUCCGGACUUGUGGAUUUUACUUAUCCGAGUAGGAGGGAUAGCCGGUUAGACACGAUAAGUGAUUCAAAAAGUAGUUUGAGUGACCGGAGCGUCGGCAUGAGUGGAAAUGUUAAAGAUGAAAUGUUUGUAGCGAGGGCUAGAUCUCAUAUCACCGACGACACUAUUUCUGUCCAGAAAGAUGAUAAAAUAGGAAUACACAAAGCUUCAAACAGCGGAGACUUUAAAAAUAGCACUGCAGCGAGGGUUGAUAUCUUAAAGAAGAAAUCAUCAGUUCCCGUUGCUCGUUCAAAGGCAAUAACAAGAAAUUCACUACAAAGACAAUGCAGCCAGUCGUCAGUUAAUCAUGGGAAAGAAUCUCAGUCAAUGCUACCUGACUCCACUACUAACCAUUCCGUACAACGGCAUGAACUCCUACCGAAUACAAGCAGAUCCGAAUCUUCAAAUACGACUAAUACAAAGGAACAAAUAUCGUGCAAUGUGGCCAAAUUUCAAAAAAAUAAUCUUAAAAGUCCAAAACAACAAACCGAAAACACUGUUGGCAAAUCUUAUGAUAUCUCAACUUGCCAGGACGAAGAUCAAAUUGAGAUAUCUUGUAGUUCAAAACUAUUGCAGAUCUCUUAAACUGGGAAUAUGUAUUUUAUUUGUAAAAAAACACAUGACAAUAAUAUUUUGCUUGACAGCUCAAAUGCGUUUAAAUACUAUAAUAUCUCGAAAAAUGGAAUCCCAAUAAUUUGCAUAUUCCAACUGUCAACCAUUGCAGCAUGCACUGAACGUUGUCAACAUUUGAGCUCGCCUAAGCAUGUAGUGCUCAGGGUGAGCUUUUCCCAUCGUGCGCCGUCCGUUGUCCGUCCGUCCGUCCGUCCGUCCGUCAAUAAUUGCUUCAAACGACAUCUCCUCCCAAACCGCCAAUUUAGAUUAAAAUUCCCUGAGAUUUUUCUUGGGUGGGAUCCUGUCAAAAUUGUCCAAAAUGAUGAAUCCCAUGCUGAACUCUAGUUGCCAUGGCAAUCAGAAGGAACAACUUAAAUGAUUUUCUUGACAAAAACCAAAGACCUUGAGCUUAGAUAUUUAGUAAGUUACAUUGUCUGGUAGUCCUGUUACAAGUUUGUUUAAUUUAUUCCCUGGGUCCGAAACUGAUCCUGGGAGUCACAAGUUUCUUAUAGACUUAUUUAGGGAAAUCUUUGAAAAUCUUCUUUUCUGGACCGCUUGGCCCAGAUCCUUGAUAUUUGGUAUGUAGCAUCAUAUGGAAAUAUUCUAUCAAGUUUGUAUAAAUAUUGCCCUUUAGUUCAAAACUGGUCCCGCCCAUUUGUUACAAAUGACCUGAAAACAGCUUAGUAGCAUAGUACAUGGCGAACAUGUCAGGUUCAUUUUGUUUUAAGCAAUCAUCGCCAAUUUCAAAUAUGGCAUCCAUUCUCAUAUAAAAAGGUUUAAAACUUUCCCUCAGGUGAGCGAUUUAGGGUCCUCUUGUUUAAAUAAGUUGAAUCUCUAAAAGAGGUGCAACAUAUUUUCUUAAAAUCCUUAUGUUAAUGAUCCUGGAAACAUAAACUGUAUGUUUAUAUUUAUUAUAUAUUUAUUAUAUGCAUAAUCUUAUGUCAAUUGCUUGAAAUAAUAAUCAAAGCAUGCUGUCAUGUUUACUUUUGCUUUGGGAGUUUAACAGAAACGUCAAUUACAAUUUUGUUUCGUUAUUUAUAUAUUAAACAUCCGAAUUAUAACAUAUCAUAUACCUUUACAUCUGUAUUGUGAAAUCCUACUUAGUACUUAUCUGUUUAUAAAUCCGAGUAUAUUGUGUACUGGACUGCGCUUUUCUUGCCCUGCUGCAUUCAUUUACCAUGAACAUACCGACACUGCAAUCAUUGGAGCCACCACAGUAUGUUUCAUUUGUUCAAAAAUGCGUCAACGCGCAAUCCGUUGAAGUAGCAAUGAAUGGAAAAAUGGUAUGUUGUGUUUGUUAGGAUACAAACACCUACUGAACAACACAACUGUUCAUGACAUUAUAGCUGUUUAUGUUGCCAAUAUCAAGCUCUGAACAACACAACUGUUCAUGACAUUAUAGCUGUUUAUGUCGCCAAUAUCAAGCUCUGAACAACACAACUGUUCAUGACAUUAUAGCUGUUUAUGUUGCCAAUAUCAAGCUCUGAACAACACAACUGUUCAUGACAUUAUAGCUGUUUAUGUCGCCAAUAUCAAGCUCUGAACAACACAACUGUUCAUGUCAUUAUAGCUGUUUAUGUCGCCAAUAUCAAGCUCUGAACAACACAACUGUUCAUGACAUUAUAGCUGUUUAUGUUGCCAAUAUCAAGCUCUGAACAACACAACUGUUCAUGACAUUAUAGCUGUUUAUGUUGCCAAUAUCAAGCUCUGAACAACACAACUGUUCAUGAUAUUAUAGCUGUUUAUGUCGCCAAUAUCAAGCUCUGAACAACACAACUGUUCAUGACAUUAUAGCUGUUUAUGUCGCCAAUAUCAAGCUCUGAACAACACAACUGCUCAUGACAUUAUAGCUGUUUAUGUCGCCAAUAUCAAGCUCUGAACAACACAACUGUUCAUGACAUUAUAGCUGUUUAUGUCGCCAAUAUCAAGCUCUUUCAAGCUCUAGACAAUCAGGUUUGGCAUUUUGUUCAGAACGUUUGCAUUCGACACAUGAUAUAGUCAAUUAUGAUGUACUACAUCUCCAGAUUGUUAAUCUUUACUCGUAAUAAACACUGGAAAUGAAACGAAAACACUUAAAGAAAACAUAGGAGACCAUACUCACUGUUAUCAUCCAAUUCCACUCAAUGGCAUAACAUGGAAAACGCAUUGGAACAUUUUAACGCAUAAAAAAAGUCUCCAUACAAUAAGCUCUCGUUAUAGAAUACAACAAUGGGUAAAUCCAGCGUAUUUUUAUUGUAGCGCUGUACCAAAUUGAAUUAUUCCACUCAUUGUGUCUUUUCAUUUACUGUACAUUUUAUUGGCACUUCGGAAAGGAUUGGCUAUUGACAAGUCCUUAGCAAUGUGAUUUGAAUGAGUGUUCUCUUUUCUGUUCUUUAUGUGAAAAUGAUGAUAACAUUUUGUUGUUAAAUAUAUAUUUUUAUGAACUAUUAUUCUAUUGUUCCAUCGUCUAUAUUUGUUCUGAUUUUAAAGUAUGGGAUGAACUACUGUUAUGUAUGCACUGCACAAUUAUAGACACACUUGUUGCCAGUCAUGAAUUGUUUGUAACUAUAAUUGUGAAUUAUGGUAUUAAAUCUAAUCAAACCAGUACAUGUAACUAAAGCUAAGGAAGUAGGCGUAACAAUACCUUACCAAGUAGACGUAACAAUACCUUACCAAGUAGACGUAACAAUACCUUACCAAACAGGCGUAACAAUACUUUACCAAGUAGGCGUAACAAUAUUACCAAGUAGGCGUAACAAUACCUUACCAAGUAGGUGUAACAAUACCUUACCAAGUAGGCGUAACAAUACCUUACCAAGUAGACGUAACAAUACCUUACCAAGUAGGCGUAACAAUACCUUACCAAGUAGGCGUAACAAUACCUUACCAAGUAGGCGUAACAAUAACUUACCAAGUAGGCGUAACAAUACCUUACCAAGUAGGCGUAAAAAUACCUUACCAAGUAGGCGUAACAAUACCUUACCAAGUAGGCGUAACAAUACCUAGCAAGUAGGGGUAACAAUAUCUUACCAAGUAGGCGUAACAAUACCUUACCAAGUAGGCGUAACAAUACCUUACCAAGUAGGCGUAACAAUACCUUACCAAGUAGGCGUAACAAUACCUUACCAAGUAGGUGUAAAAAUACCUUACCAAGUAGGUGUAACAAUACCUUACCAAGUAGGCGUAACAAUAUCUUACCAAUUAGGCGUAACAAUACCUUACCAAGUAGGCGUAACAAUACCUUACCAAGUAGGCGUAACAAUACCUUACCAAGUAGGCGUAACAAUACCUUACCAAGUAGGUGUAACAAUACCUUACCAAGUAGGCGUAACAGUACCUUACCAAGUAGGUGUAACAAUACCUUACCAAGUAGGCGUAACAAUACCUUACCAAGUAGGUGUAAAUAUACCUUAUCGAGUAGGUGUAACAAUAAUUUACCAAGUAGGCGUAACAAUACCUUACCAAGAAUGCGUAACAGUACUUUACCAAGAAGGCGUAACAAUACCUUGCCAAGUAGGCGUAACAAUACCUUACCAAACAGGCGUAGCAAUACCUUACCAAGUAGGUGUAACAGUACCUUACCAAGUAGGCGUAACAAUUCCUUAACAAGUGGGCGUAACAAUACCUUACCAAGUAGGCGUAACAAUACCUUACCAAAUAGACGUAACAAUACCUGACCAAGUAGGCGUAACAAUAUCUUACCAAGUAGGCCUAACAAUACCUUACCAAGUAGGCGUAACACCUUACCAAGUAGGUGUAACAAUAUUUUAACAAGAAGGCGUAACAAUACCUUACCAAGUAGGUAUAACAAUACAUUACCAAGUAGGUGUAACAAUACAUUACCAAGUAGGCAUAACAAUACCUUACCAAGUAGCAGUAACAAUACCUUACCAAACAGGCGUAGCAAUACCUUACUGUGAUAAAAAUGUUGCGUUUGCUCAAAGCGGUUGAUUUGUACACAUCUUGUUAAUGUACUUUAUCAAAAUCAAGGCAUUUUUCUUUAUUUGUUCAAGACAUUCUUUAGAGAGCAAAUAGGGGUAAUAUUAAUUUAAAAUUAAAUUAAAAUUGAGAAUUUUGUAUCAUAUUACCUAUAGAGUAAGCACGUUUACAUGUUUUUAUGUUGUAUAAUAUAUUGUGCUUUCCAAAACAUAAAUGGCAUUUUGGAAAUGGGUUUAUCCAAAUAAAAUAUUUCAUUUUUUAUUCACUUCAAAGUCAUCACAGUCAUGUUUCAAUCUACAAUAAAAAAUGCUCCAACAAGAGAUUGCUUCUUUAUUUGUAAUUGUAAUUAAAUAUAGAUUCCUGGAAUAAAUAGACUACUUGCUUCGCCCCUAGACGCGUUUAUAUACCAGAUGAGAUUAAUGGACAUUACGAACAAAAUACCAAUAGUUUGUGUCGAAAAGUACAUUAAACAUAAUGAUAAAGCUAUUACAAACAUACUAGUAUAAUAUAAAUAUACGUAUACUCGAUAUUUUGUUGCAGUAAAUCCGGAAAAAAAAACACAUUGUAAAAAUGUCAGAAAAUAUUUAAAUUG
Mya arenaria is the source of this 9482-nucleotide messenger RNA. RefSeq lists its product as uncharacterized. The transcript has 31 exons. Lineage: Eukaryota; Metazoa; Mollusca; Bivalvia; Myida; Myidae. Gene Ontology annotation, cellular component: membrane. The record is from RefSeq and is a predicted model, not a curated record. Gene Ontology annotation, molecular function: G protein-coupled receptor activity. The coding region runs from base 269 to 4945 and encodes 1558 amino acids. Gene Ontology annotation, biological process: cell surface receptor signaling pathway.